Molecule: messenger RNA, 1226 nt
Organism: Lotus japonicus
Lineage: Eukaryota; Viridiplantae; Streptophyta; Magnoliopsida; Fabales; Fabaceae
Product: squamosa promoter-binding-like protein 1
Exons: 4
Coding region: 485-940 (151 amino acids)
Source: RefSeq, a predicted model, not a curated record
UAAUGACAUGUUUAAUGAAUUUUAGCUGACAGAUCGGAUCAGACUACAGACCAGGAUCUACUGACUCAUCUUCUAAGGAGUCUUGCUAGUCGGAAUGGUGAACAAGGGGGCAAUAACUUGUCUAACAUUUUGCGAGAACCAGAGAAUUUGUUGAGAGAAGGGGGUUCAUCUAGGGAGUCAGAGAUGGUGCCAACUUUACUCUCCAAUGGUUCUCAAGGCUCUCCAACUGAUAUAAGACAACAUCAAACUGUAUCUAUGAAUAAAAUGCAACAAGAAGUGGUGCAUGCACAUGAUGCUAGGGCUACUGAUCAGCAGCUCAUGUCUUAUAUAAAGCCCAGCAUUUCAAACACUCCUCCAGCUUACGCAGAAGCCAGAGACAGUACCGCUGGACAAAUCAAGAUGAAUAAUUUUGAUUUGAAUGACAUAUAUAUUGACUCAGACGAUGGCAUAGAAGAUCUAGAAAGAUUGCCUGGAACUACUAAUCAUGUCACUAGCUCUCUUGAUUACCCAUGGACACAACAAGAUUCCCAUCAGUCAAGUCCACCUCAGACAAGUAGAAAUUCAGUCUGGAUCUGCCCACUCCCCUUCUAGUUCCACUGGAGAAGCUCAGUGUCGCACAGAUCGUAUUGUUUUCAAACUCUUUGGUAAAGAGCCGAGUGAUUUUCCUCUUAUACUUAGAGCACAGAUUCUUGACUGGUUAUCACACAGUCCUACUGAUAUUGAAAGCUACAUACGACCUGGUUGUAUUGUUUUGACAAUUUAUCUGCGCCAGGCUGAAGCUGUUUGGGAGGAAAUUUGCUAUGAUCUGACUUCUAGUUUGGGUAGGCUACUGGAUGUCUCAGAUGAUACUUUUUGGAGAACUGGAUGGGUUCACAUCAGGGUGCAGCAUCAGAUGGCAUUCAUUUUCAAUGGUCUCUUACCUUAUAACAUGGAUUGUUGAUCUCUGUAUUUAUUGCAUCUGUUUAUAGGGUUCAAAGUUGCUCACCUCCGCUGCUCUCCUAAUUUAUGCUUAUGGUGCUGGUGGCUUUCCUGCUUGGAGCAUUAAUUUGCUGAACUGUUGCUGUUUUGCUGAGUUGUUGUGUUUAACUAUUUUGUCCUAAUUUCAUGAGCAGUUGCUGUUUAACUUCAUUUAAAGAACUAGAAUUGCUGAAUUGUUCUAGUUCUUUUAGGCUAUUAUGUUUUCUCUUUUGCUGGGACCUUGGAUGUUUAACUCACUUGAGAGAGUG